AUGGCUUCCCAUAGAGCGCUAGAAAUCCUAUGUCUCACCGUAGCGUUUGCUGCGGCGCUCCUUGCCGGCGGCACGAAGGGGCAAUGCCCGAACAGCAAGUGCGGUGGCCUAGACAUCCCUUACCCGUUCGGCAUCCGUUCGGACAACUGCUCUCUUCCUGGCUUCGCGAUCGACUGCAACAACAGCAUACCGUUCCACGGAGAUGUCGAGGUGCUCGGCAUCUCCCUCCAGCCUGCGCAGAUCCGGGUGAUGAACGCCAUAUCCUCUUCCUGCUACAACACCACCUCCAAAGGAAUGGACUCCACCAGAUGGGAGCUGGACCUGACUAGCACGCCGUUCAUGCUCUCCGACACCAACAAGUUCACGGUCAUCGGCUGCCGGACACUAGCCUACAUCGGCAACCGAGAUGAUGCGGACAACUACAUGAGCGGCUGCGUCUCCUCCUGCAUGCAAGGUGACCUGAGCAGCGCCACCAACGGCACCUGCUCUGGUAUUGGUUGUUGCCAGACAACCAUCCCAAAUAGCCUGGAGUUCUACCAGGUAUGGUUCGACGACACCAUGAACGUCACGUCGAGGGUCUACAACCGGACACCUUGCAGCUACGCGGUGCUCAUGGAAUCGUCCAACUUCUCCUUCUCGACCACCUACCUGACUUCGCCAUUGGAGUUUAACAACACCUAUAACGGCCGCGCGCCUGUGGUGCUUGAUUGGGCUAUCUGGUCCGCCCCCAACUGCACAGAAGCGAAGAAGAAUCUUACUUCGUAUGCCUGCAAAAGCCAGGACAGUGUCUGCUUCUCAUCCGUUCUACAAGCCUACACCUGCAACUGCUCCAAAGGAUACCAAGGCAAUCCUUAUCUUAAAGGUCAUGAUGGUUGUCAAGAUAUUGAUGAAUGUGAACAUCCUGAGAACUACUCGUGCUUUGGAGAAUGCCGCAAUAAUCCUGGAGGAUUUGAUUGUUUCUGUCCUCCGGGUACCCGAGGAAAUUACUCUAUUCCAGGAGGAUGCCGAAAGAAGUUUUUUACGCCAAAGGUACAACUUUCAAUUGGUGCUGCUGCCAUCAUACUAUCUUGCCUCUUCGGUUUCCUUGGAUGGGAAGUGAUCCGGCACAAACGGAGCAUAAAGAGACAAGCUCUACUAAGACAAAACGACGAAUUUUUUCAACAGAAUGGAGGCCAGCUUCUCCUGGAAAUGAUGAAAGCAGAGGGCAACGCUGGGUUCACCCUAUACAGCAGACAAGAGAUCGAGGCUGCCACAAAUAACUUCAGCAAGGUGCACAUCGUCGGGGAAGGAGGGCAGGGGACCGUCUACAGGGCGGUGCUAGACGGAGAUGCCGCUGCAAUCAAAAGGUGCAAGGAGAUUGACGAGAGCAGGAAGAUGGAAUUCAUGCAGGAACUGGUCAUCCUUUGCCGCGUCGACCAUCCCAACAUCGUCAAGCUGCGCGGCUGCUGCCUCCAGUUCGAGGCGCCAAUGCUUGUAUACGAGUUCGUGCAGAACAAGACGCUGCAGGAGCUGCUAGACCUCCAGCGGAGUAGGAGGUACCAUGUCACUCUCGGAACUCGCCUAAGAAUCGCCGCGGAGUCCGCCGAUGCGCUCGCGCAUCUCCACUCCUUGCCGCACCCGGUACUCCACGGCGAUGUCAAGCCAGCCAACAUCCUUCUCGCCGAGGGACUGGUUGCGAAGGUGUCCGACUUUGGGUGUUCCACGAUCGAUGAGAAAACUCAAGCUAUUGCCAAAGGCACACCAGGGUACAUUGACCCGGACUACCUAGUGGAGUACCAGCUCACGGCCAAGAAUGACGUGUACAGCUUCGGUGUCGUUCUUCUCGAGCUCCUAACUGGUAAGAGGCCACUGUCAAAAGAAAGGAAAAGCUUGACCUUGAUGUUCCAGGAGGCCAUGGCGGAUGGCACACUCGUUGAACUCCUUGACAGCGAAAUAGUCGAUGAAGCUAGCAUGAGGGUGAUCAAUCGGACAGCGGUGCUAGCAGCUCAAUGCCUUGUUGUGCCAGGUGCAACAAGGCCGGCGAUGACACUAGUGGCGGCGGAGCUCCGGCGGCUAGCAGCAGAAGAUGAAGUGCAGCGAUGCCCACAGCCGCCACUGGUUCUUGAGGACAUAAGCUUUAUGGAGAUGGGGGCCACAACGUCCACGUGGUAUGGUGACACUAAGACUAGCGGGGUUUAUAGUCUCGAGAAGAAAGCUGUGUUGAGCAUAGAAUUCGCGAGAUGAUUGAUACAUAGUUUGUUAUCUUGAUGGAUCGAUCAGUCCCUCGUGUCGUUUGUAGGUGUGUGUUGGGUACAGUGUUAUUCCCAAGUAGAGGUGAAAGAACUUGUCACUGUGUACUAGAGCUUGUAAAGCAGGAUAGUACUGUAGCAUUUAAGUGUGUCAUAGAAGUAAUGACUAGUAGAAUUGUAAUAAAAUAGAA
Oryza brachyantha (malo sina) is the source of this 2419-nucleotide messenger RNA. RefSeq names its product wall-associated receptor kinase 2-like. The coding region runs from base 1 to 2223 and encodes 740 amino acids. Gene Ontology annotation, molecular function: protein serine/threonine kinase activity; ATP binding; polysaccharide binding. The transcript has 3 exons. The record is from RefSeq and is a predicted model, not a curated record. Lineage: Eukaryota; Viridiplantae; Streptophyta; Magnoliopsida; Poales; Poaceae. Gene Ontology annotation, cellular component: plasma membrane. Gene Ontology annotation, biological process: cell surface receptor signaling pathway; protein phosphorylation.